Molecule: messenger RNA, 1146 nt
Organism: Hibiscus syriacus
Lineage: Eukaryota; Viridiplantae; Streptophyta; Magnoliopsida; Malvales; Malvaceae
Exons: 1
Coding region: 95-997 (300 amino acids)
Source: RefSeq, a predicted model, not a curated record
GCCAAAAGAGUAACCACCCAUCUCUCAAAACCAUUACAUCUUUCCUUCUCGAAACCAGGAGCCUUUAUUUCUUCUGCAGAUUUCAAUAUAUAAAAUGAGAGACAUUGUUUCAUGUUUCAGUGAAAACGCAGUAAAUGUUUCACAUUCUUCAUGUUCUAGCUAUUCAAGCAACGCUUGCCUCUCUCCGGGCCUAGUGCCAUCGGUCCAGAACGCGGUCAUCGGAGUUUAUAAAGUCGUUCUUUCGACUGGCAAGCAGUGUUUUAUCAAGGUCACUUGGUGCAAGAAUCAGACCGGUGGUCAGGGGAUGACCAUAAACUUCGGCGAUGACCCUUCAACGUGUUUCAAGCUCAACACCAAUUUGAGGUUCUUCAGGAAGAAGAAAGGCAACAAAGUGAUCGAAUCCGAUCAUUUGAAGAUCGAAGUCUUUUGGGAUCUUUCCACCGCUAAGUACAAUACCGGACCGGAACCAGUCGACGGGUUCUACGUUUUAGUCAUGGUUGAUUCGGAGAUAGGCCUUGUUUUAGGCGACACCGCGGAAGAAGCAGUUAACAAGAAGCUCAAAAAUACAACCCCGGUUGCUAAAGCUGCCCUCAUUUCCAGGCAAGAACAUUGUUCGGGCAGUACUCUUUAUUCCACCAAGGCUCAAUUCUGUGAAACGGGAAUUGUACAUGACAUUCUAAUCAGAUGCAGCGGAGAACAUGAAGGCCUGAAGCACCCGGUUUUAUCGGUCAGUAUUGAUACCAAAACGGUGAUAAAAGUGAAGCGGCUGCAAUGGAAUUUUAGAGGAAACCAGACAAUAUUUAUUGAUGGUUUGUUGGUUGAUCUGAUGUGGGAUGCGUACGAUUGGUUCUUCAAACCUGUUACUGGUUCGGCUACGUUCUUGUUUAGAACAAGAAGUGGUUUGGAUAGCAGGCUUUGGUUAGAAGAGAAGAUGGUGAAGAAAGACCAAAACAGACUCGAUUUCUCCUUGUUGAUUUGUGCCUGUAAGAACACAUAAUCAAAUUCAUCAACUUGUUCAUGUUGGGUUUAUUUUGUUUUAGUGUUUUUCCCCAGUUUUUUGGUCCAAAUUUACUUCAAUUCUUUGAACAUGUGAAAGAAGAACAUAACUUACUCUGCAGAAAAUUUUAGUUUCUGAGAGAGUUGCAG